Pseudogymnoascus verrucosus is the source of this 1729-nucleotide messenger RNA. It is a transcript of the gene CAF16, whose product is annotated as CCR4-NOT regulatory complex component. The transcript has 2 exons. Bases 170 to 1009 code for a protein of 279 amino acids. Gene Ontology annotation, molecular function: ATP hydrolysis activity; ATP binding. Lineage: Eukaryota; Fungi; Ascomycota; Leotiomycetes; Thelebolales; Thelebolaceae. The record is from RefSeq and is a predicted model, not a curated record.
AUGGAGGGGCUGUCUGUCAACCAGUCGUUUCCCAUGCUCCAAAUAAACAAGCCACCAUAACCAUAAAUCCUUUUCAGAUACAGUCAAUACUUUGCUUUCGAAAAUCUCAUCUUGCCGUAUAUAAGGUCUAAUAUAUUAAAGCACUAACACUCGUUCCGAUAUCAGCGCCAUGGGUUCCCACCCUCCUUCUGUAUCUGUAACGCAUCUUUCCUACACAUUCCCAAACUUCGCAACUGGGCUCUACCACGUCUCGCUGAACCUGCCUCCAGGGUCGCGGACUUUGCUCAUUGGACAUAACGGGAGUGGUAAAACCACCUUGCUAAGACUCCUCUCUGGCAAGCGCCUUGCACCGCCCGGCACUGUCAAAAUCGGCGGCUUGGAUCCCUUCAAAGAACAUACCGACGGCGUCACCUACCUCGGCUUGGAAUGGGUCCUAAACCCGAUUGUGCGCACCGACAUUGGUGUCAACGAGCUCCUCAAGAGUGUGGGCGGAGACCAUUACCCGGAUCGCCGCGACGAGUUGAUUAGCGUCCUGGAUCUUGAUACAGAGUGGCGCAUGCAUGCUGUCUCUGAUGGCGAGAGGCGCCGUGUUCAACUUGCCAUGGGCCUGAUCCGGCCAUGGCGCAUUCUGCUUCUGGACGAGAUUACAGUCGACCUGGACCUGCUCACUCGGAGCAACUUCCUCGGCUUCCUCAAGAGGGAGACGGAGAUAAGAGAGUGCACGAUCGUGUAUGCCACGCAUAUCUUGGACAACCUAGCGGAGUGGCCUACUCAUCUAGUGCACAUGAGCGGUGGAAAGGUCAAGGACUGGGGUCCAGUCGAGAAGUUCGAAAUCGAGCGGACGACAGCGAAUACAGGGAACAGCAGAUUAGGAGAGCUAGUCUUGAGAUGGCUGAAGGAUGAUUUGAAGGCGAGGGGACCUCGGAAAAACCAAGGCAGCGAAGGUACGGCUUACAUGCAAAGUGGCAUGGGGGGAUAUGGAGCAGAGAAGUACAAAGAUAAGGAGUAGGCGACAGACCCGUCAGAGAAGCCAAAAUAAAGCUGGCCGUAUAUUUCGGGUACGAUGCAAUGUAUAGGGGGUGGUAUUGGCUUGCAUAAGAUGCAUUAUACGAGCAGACUUCGAAGGCUCAACAUCGAACGGGACUCGGAGUUUCAACAUUAAGCAGUGUAUAGAGUUCAACACUGAGCAUGACAUGGAGUUCAACAUAGGGUAUGGCAGGGAGCUUAACAUCGGGCUGGGCCAGGAGUUCAACAUAGAGCCAUUAUUGGCCAUUUAGCGCAUAGCAACAGCGUUGAUACUUUCUUCUCGGGCUGGGGUAUUCCGAUCAUUCUGUGGCUAUUUGCCCUUGCAGAUAACUCAGAUGAACAUUUCAAAAUUUCAUAACAAUUACGGUCAUGGGAAAAUUAGGACCUCCAGUGUAUGCGUAGUUGGGGGCUUUCGUUGAGUCUCUAUUUUUAUUCUAUGGGCCUAUCAAGGCGACGCCGAUAACAACCUUCCCAACGACAAGACUCUGAGUGAACAGUCCUCGCUCGCCACUGCCAAUUCGAAUUCCUCCUCCUUGAUAUCUGUAGUUUCGCUCACGGGCUUCCACGAGAGUUGAGUAAUUGCCUUCGCAGGACAUAGACUGCUUUCAAUUAGUUCCAUGCUCAUAUUACUUAGGUGGAUGUCAUACCUUGCGUUCACAUUGACCUUCUUCACUACCGUUAGGUCCGUUAGGCUUAUUAAAUA